Molecule: messenger RNA, 738 nt
Organism: Schistocerca gregaria
Lineage: Eukaryota; Metazoa; Arthropoda; Insecta; Orthoptera; Acrididae
Biological process (GO): proteasome-mediated ubiquitin-dependent protein catabolic process
Cellular component (GO): proteasome regulatory particle; proteasome complex
Molecular function (GO): protein binding; metallopeptidase activity
Source: RefSeq, a predicted model, not a curated record
UUUUAUUUCCAGACUUGUUUUCAACUUUUAUCUCUGUUCUUUUUUAGUCCACCGAUUUACCACAUGACAAGGACUCAAGAUUUGCCAAAUCUCGUUAUUGUGCAUCCCCUUGUGCUGCUUUCAGCUGUAGACCAUUUUAACCGGCUUUCUACAAACAGCACCCAGCGCGUUGUAGGAGUGCUAUUAGGGUCAGUAUCUAAAGGGACUGUCGAUGUUACUAACUCGUAUGCAGUGCCAUUUGAGGAAGAGAAGCCCAAUAGUAGCAUCUUUUUUUUAGAUCAAAAUUACCAUGAGAACAUGUGGUCCAUGUUCAAGAAAGUCAGCGCGAGAGAAAAGGUGGUUGGAUGGUACAGCACAGGGCCAAAGAUUCGCCCGAGCGAUCUGUACAUCAACGAAUUAUUCAGGCAAUAUACACCCAAUCCUGUAUUUGUCAUCAUCGACGCUCAGCUUAUCGAAGUGGGAAUUCCAACAAAGGCCUAUGUGUCCGUCGAAGAGGCGUUAGAGAAUGGAAAAACGGCUAAUCGUUUUCAACAUAUUGCGUCAAUCAUUGAGGCAUUGGAGGCCGAAGAAGUCGGUGUUGAGCACCUUCUCCGUGAUGUCAAAGAUACCAACAUUUCUGCAUUAGCUACACAAAUCAAUAACAAAGUUUCGGCAUUGAAGAGUCUUAUUGUUCGAAUUGGGGAAAUGCACGCUUAUUUGAACGAUGUUGUAUCUGGGAAACUGACCGCCAAUCAUACA